AUGUCAACAUAUCGUGAAGCCAGCGUCUUGUGGUGGGACUGUUCCUCAAUGUUCAUCCGCUGCCCCCAUUGCGGCGACAUCCAUCGCCAUGGUUUUAAUGGUCAAUAUCAAGUCGAACAAUCCCGCCUAUCGCACUGCGAAAAAGGGGAGGUUUACAAAAUUUGCUUCCCCAUCAAUGGCGAGUACGAAAUCGACAAGAACAGGGGGCUCUAUGUCCGCGCAGGAGCCGACCCGAGUGAAUACUUUGCGCGCGUCGAUGCCGUUGAGGAGGUGGAUAUGAGUGGUAAACGCAAAUGGUACGAAGCAGAAGAAGAAGUUCGAGAUAUCGAGCCCAUGAAUAGGCUUCAAGCUGCGGUAUCAGACAUGGCUUCGCAAUGGCUCUCGCACGACGAAGACGAGUGGGAUGCCUACCAAGUCCUUGUCGAGAGCGGUGAAGCUGAAAAUCUGGAGCCUCCUGAGAAGAAGGUUCUUGAGAUGUCGACAUCUGGUAAAACGGCUCUGCACAUGGCGGCCUGCGAGAUGCACCCAGAGAUUGUCAAGCUGCUACUUGACCAUGGUGCUGAUCCGAACGCAAGGAUGGUGGAUGGACGGACUCCGUUGAUGGAAGCAGCUCUUUGGGGACGUCUGGAUAAUGUCAAAUACCUUGUUGAUCACGGAGCAGACAAGUCUUUACAAUGCGUGCGAAAGGGGGUGAGGCUUCGAGCCAUUGAUUUUGCAAAGUACACCAAGGACAAUCGUAAAGAGCGAUAUGAGCGGUCUGGUGGGGAGCACCAUAUUUACAAGGAAGCCACUUAUGAACGAGACGAAGAACGAGAGGCAAUCAUCCGAGAGCUGGGUGACGAAGCUGUAGAUGAUGGCCAUUGUGCUCAGGCUUCUGGACUACGUCUUGAGGGCUUUACUUGCACGUCUGUGAUUGACGGAGGGGCCAUCAUAUCUAUGCUCGCCAACUUUGAUGUCCCUCGCAGGAACAAGACGAUAGGAAUCCUCUUCCGGGGCGACUUGAAUGGCACGUCGGCGUUUUCUCCUGUGGCUGCCAUGAGUGGGUUUUCACACGAGCCGGACUCGGAUCUCAACGUCCAGAUAGCAGGCAGAAAGUGGACGGACGAGGUGCUUUACUUGUGCCAGAUUACGGGACAUGUGCUGCCUGAAGAUGGGCAUGAUCAGGGUAUACCGGGGCAGUUUUACGCUUGCCACGCGGAGAAGCAGUUGAUUGCGUAUCUAGUGAGCAGACAUGUGUUUCUUCCACGCGAUACUGACAAUGGGGAUUUUGGAAUGGCGAGGCUACGUCUGGAUGAUGAUUGUCUCGAGAAGAAGGUUAGGGAGCUUGUGGAUAUUGAACCGCCUCAGAGACUGAGAAACGCAGUCAUCUUGGUGUCUCGGAGGGUGUGUGGUGACUGCUGUGCUUUUGUUGAUGUUGUUAAUGAGGCCUUGGGGCUGAAUGUAGAGGUGCGAGGGGCGAGUUUGUGUACUUGA
Trichoderma atroviride IMI 206040 is the source of this 1473-nucleotide messenger RNA. NCBI's taxonomy places the organism in Eukaryota, Fungi, Ascomycota, Sordariomycetes, Hypocreales, Hypocreaceae. The record is from RefSeq and is a predicted model, not a curated record.